AACCUGGCAAAACCUGAUCACCGUUCGUUUGAAAUUUGAAAUCAGCAUCUCGCUUAAUUCGCUUGUACCAACAACACCACACCAGGCCAUGGUUAUGGUUCUAGGCCCCGAACGCGACCUGUCGUUUCCCUACUUGACCUCCGUUCGCGGACGUUUUGGUCCCGACCCUUCUUUCUUGGCCACCGGCAACCUUGAGAGAGAACUUCGCACCAAACAGGUUGGCUUAGCUUUAACAGAAGAUGAAAAGCAUCAGCUUCAGAAGAUGGUCGACCAGGAUACCAAGAUUUACAUUGGAGGUAUUCUGUCCCAUUGUUGGUUGUGGUGCAUGAUUGACUUCAUUGGAGGACUUUGAAAAUCAUUAUAAUGCGUGGUUCUUUCAAGCAAAAGUUGCUCGUGGUUUAUGCUGUGUGCCUUGUGGAAGGCUGUGGUUUGAAGUUCAAGAGCUUCAAAAGUUGGCAGCAACAUCUGGUGGAAAAGCACAAAUUCCCCACUUCGUUUGAGUUCUUCAAGAAGGCCAGGCCAUCCAAGAAACAGAGGCAGAAGCAACAUUGUAAACAAGCUUUUCAUGGUAAGGAUGAACCUCCCAGUAUGAUGGAAGUUGAAGAUGAAACAAUCAAUGGCUUUGUUUCAGCAGUCUCUAAGCUAAAGCAUAUCAGUUUCAAUUCUAAAAAAUAAUCAUACCCUUCAAAGUAAUUCCCCUCCAACUCCUUUAACACAAUUUCUUUUGCUUUAGCCAAUCAUGCUGGUGUAGACAUUAAGCCUAAGCUCUCUGGAGCCUUGUCUUUAACUCUCUCAACUCAGUCAUUGGAUUGGUAUCAAUCUUAAGUUUCAA
Molecule: messenger RNA, 832 nt
Organism: Rubroshorea leprosula
Lineage: Eukaryota; Viridiplantae; Streptophyta; Magnoliopsida; Malvales; Dipterocarpaceae
Source: the annotation of a GenBank genome assembly